AUGGCCGACAAAGCCCACUUCAACCGGGCUCAGUUGCGAACCCAGACUAUGAAGGAAGAACUCAAGAAUGUUGAACCGACUCACUUGGAUAUGUUCUUGAGUGGCAUCGCGAAUCGCGAGCCACCCAUCUACCAAAUCAUCGAUGGUAAGGUACAACCACCACUUGCAACUGUCAUCAUCAAAGAGGACGCCAAUCGAUAUGACUUCGGUAAUGUGUCAUUGUGUGAGGAGGCGGGAGGUGGUGUACACCAUGUCUGGGUCACCAUCGAGAAUGGCCACGCCGAGGCGCACGUCAAGGAACCUCUUCCUAGGGAUCCUGGUGAUCUCCUCACUGCCGUCAUCCUAGAUUCAGUCUUCGUGCAUCUGUUUGAGCUCUGGAAGCAGAAGUACGAGGCCAUCCAGCUACAUGCUCGUCAGGUCAAUGAAGCCAGAUCGGUUGCGCAUCAUGCAGCUAACAUGCAGAGAGAGAUCUUUCCAUAUGGCGAGACUAUCAUGAAGUUACAACAGGCGCAGCGAAAGACCGAUGGUCAUUCUUCUGAUGACGCAAACAACAAAAAGCGAGAAGGACCCGGAGAUGUCAUCAAACACCCAGCGAACAAGCGCAAGAAGAUCGGUAUUGCCUCAAUCCCCGACUCCGUGAAGAACGCGGCUUUCGACAAGAUCCCAGAGGGCACCAAGGCAGAACUGUUCAAUGCAGUCGCCAAGAUUGCAUUUCCGGACAUUGAUCCUGUUCUCACCGCUGCUUGGAACGUGGUUUCAGUUUUCCAGAGCAUUGGAACCGAGUUUCCGGCUCUUCAUACGACAAUCAUGGACCUCCACAGGGUCCUACUGGAAAUGGAGAGCAAGUAUACCAAGGUCAAGAUUGAGCAGAGCCCAGCACCCGAGGGCAAUCAGGCAUCACCAGGAGAAUCCAGUGAUACGCAACAAUCAAACCAGGAUGAUCAACACAACAACCAGGUUGGAGGUUACGUAGCUCCUGCACAUCCAUAUAUGCAACAGGGCAAAGAAAAAGAGACUGCCACUCUCGGUAGGCAGGCUCAGGUAGGAGACCUCAGGCAGGAGUAUAUGCAAGGACAGGCCAGCUCCAUGUCUGAAGGUUUGCCAGCUGAAGGUGGAUCGCAACCAUCCGGCCGAGCUCAACAUCAGUUCCGCUCCACGCCCUAUACCGUACGUAGCGGUACAAGCGAAAUGCGCCCAAUCGCAUCAUUGGCAUCUGAGCUACACAAAUCUGUCCAGCAAACGUACUUUGGUCAUACUACGUCUCAACACUUGCCAUCCGAUGAAUCAAUGAGCUCGACCAAGCCGACCACCCAGAAGAAUAGGGCAACCAAGAUAACUGGAUCCGGCGCUGCUUCACGAGACACCCCGAUUCCCAGAGACGAAGACAUGAAGGAACUUCUCAAGAGCCAGCUCAAGCAAAUCCAUGGCGAGAUCCGCGAAGUCCAAGGCCAACCUUUCGACUCUGACAGCAGUAACGGCAACGAGUCACCUUUCCGCCGCCCUGAGAUCCCCCGCGGUCGGGACAGAGACUCCCGUGGUGACAGUCGCUCUCAGUGGGCUCGAAGGUCCGGUUCUCGAUUCGGUGGGUACGAUGGCAGUUAUGCUUCCCGCAUGUCUUCCCCCGCUGAAGGCCAGUCUGAGCACGGAAGAAAUCAUAAUAGGGAUGGGAGCGCCGGUGUUUUCCUUCCGGAUCGACGCGUCCAGACUGGAAACCGUGCCGAUGAUGAGGAGUUGUUCGUCGCUACAAGCAACUCUCCUUCCACCGGACAGAUGCAGUCUCGCCAGGAUGUGCCCUCCUUGGGAAAUUCCAAGCUGGGCCCCAAGAAGGGAACUCAGGCGGACAAGUAGAAUGUUCAGAGGUGGUCUCGCGGAUUAAGUGCCAGUGUUCAGCUUUUUUGCUGAAUUGGAGUACACAUCCUUGCGAGGCUGAUUAUGGGCCAUUCCUGACCAUGUGUCGGCCUAUUUUCGCCCUUCAUAUGAUGCUUCUACGAUCUUUC
Aaosphaeria arxii CBS 175.79 is the source of this 1997-nucleotide messenger RNA. RefSeq lists its product as uncharacterized. The transcript has 3 exons. The record is from RefSeq and is a predicted model, not a curated record. Bases 1 to 1848 code for a protein of 615 amino acids. Lineage: Eukaryota; Fungi; Ascomycota; Dothideomycetes; Pleosporales.